AUGCUGUGGCUGGUGCGCCAAAUUCCUCCAGGCGCCUGCGGUGCGGAGAUGGUGUGCUUGACAAAUAUCUUCCUCAUCGUUGGACUACUAGCUACCUCUCUGAAGACAUGCCACAGCUGUGAAAUUCUUCCCGACGACGGCAACUUCACUUGUGGGAAUGAUGGAGUCCUCAAAUUCACCAAUUGGGCAAUGAACCUGGGAGCAGUGGAGGUUGGAAGGGGCAUCGCAUCUGAGCCAGUUACUCUGCAGGAUGUACAAGCCGAGGUUGCAAAUUUCCUGCAGGUGCGGGCAAUCCAAAAGUCGUUCCAAAAGGACCUCAACAUCCGCGCCCUGGGACGGGGCCACUCAUGGACUCCUGUGUUUGUGGAUGACGGCGACUGGCUGAUGCUCACACACAAGUUCGCUUUUGAUGACGGCAGUCGAAUUAGGUUCUCUGGUCUGGAUGAAGAUGGCAUCCCACUCGUUCAGGUGGCAGCUGGGGUGACAACGGGAGAGCUUGCACUGUUCAUGGACGCCGAGGAGAACCAAGAGCAGCUGAAAUACCUGGGCCUUCCGUCCGACGUAAUUCUAGACACUGCAAGAUAUGGUGGCAUUGUUGCCAUGGGAUGCCAUGGUGCCGCAUGGGACCACGGCAGCGUGCCUGACUUUGUGCAGGAACUGUCGAUCGUGGAUGCCUCUGGGGCACACCGUGUCUUGUGCAGGAACACGACAGACCCUGUGGAGUUCAAUGCUGGUGUCGCAAGCUUUGGGCUGUUUGGAAUCACACACUCUAUUACUCUGAAGCUUGCCCCCUACCCAGAGACGCCCAGCCUGCUGGUUGAGGAUAGUGCACCACUGAUGAACACAUACUUCAGCUCUGAGGGCUUGGUGGGCACGGCCCUCAAAGACCUGGCAGAGAACUCUUACUCAGUCCAGGUCCUUUGGUUUGCCUUGAAUGGUGCAAGCGUGAACCAGAGCAUUCAGGACUGGGACCCCUACAGCCAGGACAGGUUGUGGGUUAAGAGGACCACCCUGAGCGCAGCCCUUGAGAGGGAUGGCAAACCUCGCAGCACUUUCCCUGGGGCAGCGAAGCCAGGGCCGUCACUUGACAGCUUUGUUGAAAUGUUUGGUGCCCAGGCCCAACAGUUUCUUCAGGCGGCGAACAGUGUGGAAAUAUACAAAGUGCUGGCCAGCUUCAGCCUGAAUGAGAGCGUGACUGAGGGCGAACAACUGACCUCGUUUUCAGGUGGGAUCCACCACCUGCUGGGCCUCGACGAACUUAAAACCAUGGAUUUUGAGAUGGCCUUCAAGUUGGACACAGGCUUUGAUGUCGUGAGCAGGGCAUGGAACGCUGCUGUCGAUAUCACGAAGGCGUUUUUGAGAGGCGAGCGUGGUGAGCCCAAGCACCCAGCAAACCUGGCACUCGAGUUUCGAUUCACAGGGCACAGCGAUGCACUGAUGUCCCCAGCCUACGGCAAGCCUGGCGACCACUUCCUGUGGAUAGAAGUGGUGGGAACGACUGAGAACGAGGGAUGGGAAGAGUUUGUGAAUGAGCUGUUUGAUGAGUGGAAGGUCAUUUUGGGGCCGAACGGGGAGAAGCCCAAACCCCACUGGGCCAAAUGGACGCCAGCAGGGCGAGCGAAGUUGCCUAGGGUGGGGGAAUACGUCAAGAUGGUGUAUGCCGAGCAAAUCGCGGAGUUCAACGCGCAGCUUUCUGGGUACGACCCCAGGGGAGUGUUUUUGAAUGACUUUUUCAGGGAUCUUGGCUUUGGGGUGGGGCAAUAG
Molecule: messenger RNA, 1764 nt
Organism: Ostreobium quekettii
Lineage: Eukaryota; Viridiplantae; Chlorophyta; Ulvophyceae; Bryopsidales; Ostreobiaceae
Source: the annotation of a GenBank genome assembly